Molecule: messenger RNA, 4024 nt
Organism: Pungitius pungitius (ninespine stickleback)
Lineage: Eukaryota; Metazoa; Chordata; Actinopteri; Perciformes; Gasterosteidae
Gene: sh2d3ca
Product: SH2 domain containing 3Ca
Exons: 16
Coding region: 79-2802 (907 amino acids)
Biological process (GO): small GTPase-mediated signal transduction; positive regulation of peptidyl-serine phosphorylation
Molecular function (GO): guanyl-nucleotide exchange factor activity; phosphotyrosine residue binding
Source: RefSeq, a predicted model, not a curated record
GUUGCUCUGCAGCUCCUGUCAGAUGGUCCAUCUGUCACCCACCUGCAGCUGAUCUUAUACCCGCACUGCAGUCACAACAUGAGCUUUAAGAAACUGAGUCGCAAGUGGUUCGGCAGCCUCACCAACCUCUCCUUUCGCCGUUCCACCGACAAGUCAGAGUCCAAGUCCUCUUCCUUCAAGUCCGGUGCGGGAUGUGGUCCGGCAGAUGCUACACUGUCGGCCCUGAAUCCGGUUGUCGAGACGACGGUGGACGACAUGGGGGCCAUGCGCCCCCGCACCGCCAGCUACGUGCGCUCCAGCGACAGCUACACACACAUGGGCACGCUGCCGCGGCUACUGAGGAGGAGAGACAAGAAGAGCAAAGGCCCCGACGGCGAUAAGACGGGUAAAGACAAGAGCAGGAUCGGCAGGAGUCAAAGCCAGCGGCCUGCGGGGGAUCGGGACCGCGUGGCCCCUCGGAGGCCCACAGACGCCUGGCCCCGACCCACGGGUGAAGCUGACCUGAAGGACAUCACGUCUGCCACGUCGCCAUCUGGUGGCGCAAGCGAUGCACUCCACCCAGAGACCGGCCACAAGCCGGACGUUCGGCCCGAGGGGACGUCACUCAGCCGAGGAGGGGGUGAUGAGACGCGGGGAAAGGAUGAGUUAGAGUCCGGGCCCGCGUCGGAGCCACAGGAGGGGGCACAGAGCGCAGAGCUGCCGGGAGGAAACAGCCAUAUGGAGCCAGCAGAGAGCCAGGUGCAAUAUGUGCAGUUCUCCAAGGAAAAGUACCUGCUGGAGUCUCCCCCUGAAAAACUUCGUAAGGAGCUGGAGGAGGAGCUGAAACUGAGCGCUGCUGACAUCCGGAGCCAUGGCUGGUACCAUGGACACAUACCCAGAGAGGUGUCAGAGACUCUGGUUAUACGUAAUGGAGAUUUCCUCGUGCGCGACUCUCUGACCAGCGUGGGUGACUACGUGCUGACCUGUCGGUGGGACAAUGAGGUGCUGCACUUCAAGAUCAGCAAAGUCCUGGUCAAAUCCAGUGAGACCAAGGUGCAGUACGUGUUGGAGUCCGACAGCUUCGACUCGGUCCAGGAGCUUGUGCGUUUUUACAUCGGCCAGCGCAAACCGGUGUCCCAGUCCAGCGGGGUCCACAUCUACUGCCCGGUCAGCAGGACGCUGCCGCUGCGCUACCUGGAGGCCACCUUCGCUCUGGCCGCCAGCAAGCAAAGCUCCGCCUACUCGCCAUCCAGUCAGAGGGGAGCGUACAUCAAGAGACGCAGCGUCACCAUGAAUGAUGGGCUGACGAUGGACAAGAUGAUAUCCCACAGUGACUCAGACAGUCCCAGUCCAGUUAAGACACCAGUGACACCUCCAGAACCAGAGCCGGAACCUGUGCCCAGCUGCAGCCCGUCGACAAUCCACCACCAUAAGGACGCCAUGCGGAACUGUGCGAUGAGCAUGGACCAGAUUCAGGAGUACCGGUGCCCCCUGUCACCUGUGGGGGAAACCCCACGGUCUCCCGCAUACAGUGCCAUCACCAGGCAGAGAGCCCACUCGAGCGGGAGGGUCCUGGCUGUCGUCCCCCCCUCUCCCCAGAUGCGGCGCUCCAGCGACCCUCAGCUCAGCCCCUCGGCCGGCGGCAACCCCGCGGAGCAUCCCGCGCACGCCUCCCACUCGGCGCACUCGGCGCCCGGCCGCCAUGCCGGCUGCCAGCCCCAGUCCUCAGAAACCGCAGGGAGCUACUGCGACCUCAGGCCGUGUCCCGCCGGGCCCCCCAAGCCCCCGAACAAGAGCUACGUGGAGCGACUGCGGGGGGAAGAAGGGCGGGCGGAUGCAGCCAGGGUGGAAGGGGAGGGGAUGUUCAGCGCCCCACAGGUGGAGACGGCGUCCUCGUUCAGGCCGUCCAGGUACGAGUCUUGCCUCAUGCCUCCAGAUAACAAGCCUCUUGAGAUGUCGGUGCUGAAGAGAGUGAAGGAACUGCUGGCUGAGGUGGAUGCAAGGACCGCGGCUGUACACAUCACGAGGGCGGACUGCACGGUGGCUAGAAUAUUAGGGGUAACGUCAGAGCUGCAAAGGAUGAUGGGAGUGUCUUCGGGGUUGGAGUUACUCACACUACCGCAUGGACACCAGCUAAGACUUGACCUGCUGGAGAGGUUCUACACCAUGUCUAUCAUGAUGGCGGUGGACCUGCUCGGUUGCACGGGAAGCACAGAGGAGAGGGCCGCCCUGCUCCACAAGACCAUCCAGUUGGCAGCAGAGCUGAAAAGCAACCUGGGCAACAUGUUUGGCUUUGCUGCAGUGAUGAGAGCCCUUGAGCUGCCGCAGAUUUCCCGCCUUGAGCAGACGUGGGUGACAUUACGCCAGAGACACACAGAGGGCGCCAUUCUGUAUGAGAAAAAGUUAAAACCUUUCAUGAAGAAUAUGAACGAUGGAAAAGAGUCGAAUGCCCUGGCCAACACUUCGGUGCCCCACAUAAUCCCCAUCCUGUCCUUAUUGGAGCGGGGCAUGGCGGUCGGGGAGGCGCUGGAGCCCUGGGAGAGUGCCGAGGUGGGAGUGGAUGUGGUCAUGUACCACCUGGAGGCAGCGCGUACCAUGGCACAUCACGGGGGGAUCUACAGGACCAACACGGAGACCAAACUGCAGGGAUUCCAGGAGCGAGCAGAAAUACACGAGAUCUUCCAGACCGAGUUCCAGAUGCGUCUCCUGUGGGGCAGCCGUGGCUCUGAGGGCAGCCAGUCGGAGCGCUACGAGAAGUUCGACAAGGUUCUCACGGCUCUGUCGUAUAAGCUAGAGCCUCCGGUGCGCCACAGCGAGCUAUAGCGCCUGCCACCAACAGACCGACAUCUGCAAAACACUCCGCUCAGUGGGCUGUGGUCUUGCUUUGCAAACGAAAAAAGGACGAUGUGGAAGAGUCGGGGGGGGGGGGGGCGAAGAGGCAGCUAACAGAGCACGAGCAGUGGGACAAACCGAAAGGAAGGUUUGCACUCAAUGCGUAUUUCUCUUUCAGUGGAGCUCGUCCGGCUAUGCGGAAAGCAAGAUGAGGGGGGAGGUUGAGCCGCUCCUCCGCAUGGUUGGAACAGUGACGUGUGUACAGUGCCCCCCCCCCCCCCUCCCCCCGAGGGCCAGACAGUGCUGCAGAUUUAAAACUGCAUUUCUAUUUCUUUUGUUUCAAACAGCUGCUGUCCCAAACUGUAGCAGGACUCCAACAGUAACAUGCAUAGCUCAUAUAAAGAUGUUUUGUCUGUGUGUGUGUUGCGUGUGCGUGUGUGUGUUGUGCGCGUGCGUGCGUGUGUGCGUGUUGGUUCGCAUUCCUUCGUUUGUAUGUGUCAUUAACGCUUCAUGUGUUUUUUCUUAUUUUUAUUUAUUUGUUGCGGUCAAAGGACAUAUAAACAUCACAGAGAGUGCUUCACCCAACUUAUGAGAAUCUGCCAGAGCUGAUUCUGUGGGAACCAUAUUCAUAAAACCUUGUUAAAUGCAUCACGCUGUCCCAUUGAAUCCUAUUAAUAAUGUAUGAGGCAUGCAUUAAUAAAUGUGUCAGAAAUGGAACAUUUGCAGAAGUUAAUGCAGCAACUUCAGCGAGUCCUUAAUGUUACCGAGGAUAAAGCAACUGUUUCACUAAAAUAUCUGACCAUGUGUUUCUAGUGCACAUCAUUUAGCUCAGAGGGGCACUAAGGGACUGAGGGAAAAUAGGACUCUUUAGAUUUAGUUUAAGCAAUGUUUCACUUACUACUAAAACAUGUUUAAGAUGCAGAGAUAGUUGAAAUGGUCGGUGCAUGAAGCUACAAAUGUUAAACGAAGUAAAAUGUUGCUCUAAACUUAAUUUAAAUGUAUAACAACGUAUCAAACUUGAGAAAAUAUGCAGGUAAUAAUAACAAUGAAGAUCUUUCAGGUCUGUAUAAUAAUCAGAAUUGAUACCAAACAGAGAGGAAUCUGUUAUUUUUCUUAUUUUUUUUUAAAACAAUGAUUAAUAAAAUAAGGACCACAGCCCUACUGCAGGGAAGGUCUUUUGAUUGUAUGGUUUGUGUUCCAGCAAUAGAGCUAU